Messenger RNA from Lytechinus variegatus (green sea urchin), 3436 nucleotides. RefSeq names its product E3 ubiquitin-protein ligase COP1-like (gene cop1). The coding region runs from base 261 to 2204 and encodes 647 amino acids. Gene Ontology annotation, biological process: protein ubiquitination; proteasome-mediated ubiquitin-dependent protein catabolic process. Gene Ontology annotation, molecular function: protein binding; ubiquitin protein ligase activity. The record is from RefSeq and is a predicted model, not a curated record. The transcript has 19 exons. NCBI's taxonomy places the organism in Eukaryota, Metazoa, Echinodermata, Echinoidea, Temnopleuroida, Toxopneustidae.
GCGGAGAAGCCAACCUUUCGCACACACAUCCGGAACAGUGUUGUCAUUGCUCAAUUUCUUGUGGCUGAUUAUGAUUUUGACAUAUUUUGCGAAAACAUGACUUUUCGAGAGGAUUCUGAACAAUCGUGAGGUCGGGUAAUGCAGUGUGCCCUUUUUUCUAUUCAUUUUAGCUGGAAAAGUGUGUAAAGCAUUCGUAAUUGAGGUGUUCUGUGCUGGUAAAUCGAGCCCCUGUAGCCGGUUCGAUUGACUUUUUUUGCAAGAUGGCAAACAACAGCGCCGCUGGAAGCAGGCAGACUACACGGGUCGCUGUUCGGGGGAGAAAGCGGACGCAUGUUACGCAGGUGUAUAACUACAAUGGAGUGCACAAUUCAUAUGAAGAUAAAGACAACGACUUUCUAUGUCCAAUCUGUUUUGAAGUUAUUGAGGAGGCGCAUAUGACAAGAUGUGGACACAGUUUCUGCCGGAGAUGUAUACUGCGAAGCCUGGAAACCAGCAACAGAUGUCCAAAGUGCAAUUUUGUUAUAGAGAAGACUGACCAAAUAUUUCCAAAUUUUGCCUUGAAUGAACUUAUUCUGAAGUAUAGACAAAGAGUUGAAGAGAAAAGGUUAAAACUUGGCCCUCAGACUGGUGGUCCUACACCUGAUGUUCAGGAAUUUAUUCAAGACCAAGAGAAAUGGGAUCUUGCAGAAGUCAACCUCAUGUUAGAAGUACUAGUCAGCAAGAAAAGGAAGCUGGAGAUGGACAACCAGGUAGCCCAGAUCCAGAUCCUAAAAGAUUUUCUUGAUGAAGCCAGAAGGAAAAAGCUAGAACAAAUCAAUGAGCUUUCAGCACAAAUGUCAAUACUUGAAGAUGAUAUCAAGCGAAUAGAAGAGCGUAUGAAGAAACAGAGGCAUGCAUACAAUGCUAUGAUGUCGGCAUUUCCAUUGAAAGCAGUAAAUAGUAAUGAUAUAUUCCUACCAUCAACGAGUCAUUCAGAAACGUCAUCGAAGGUAGAAGGUGUGAAACCAGAUGGACCUCAGGAAGGCUUCAAUGGAAGCAAAAACGGUGGAAGACAACAAUGGUUAGAUUCAACAUUAGCAUCAAGAAGAAAAAAGCUGUACAAUCACUUUGAUGAUUUACAAUCUUGUUAUUUCUCUAUCAGGCAAUCAGAGUUAACUCCAUGUGAAUUAAGAUCGUCAGAGAUGUUAGAUCAGUUUUCUGAGAACCUUUCCAAGUUUACCAAGUUCAGUUCUAUGAGGCCGCUAGCCACACUAAGCUAUGCAGACCCUUACAAUGGCCAGUCAAGUAUAGUCUCAAGCAUAGAGUUUGACAAGGAUAAUGACUUCUUUGCAAUAGCCGGUGUGACCAAGAAGAUUAAGGUGUUUGAAUAUGGUACAGUCAUCAUGGAUGCAGUUGAUAUACAUUACCCGGUCCAUGAGAUGGCAUGCAGUUCAAAAAUUAGUUGUGUAGCAUGGAGUGCAUAUCACAAAGGAGUUUUAGCAAGUAGUGACUAUGAAGGAACAGUAACACUAUGGGAUGCCUUUGCAGGAGUUAAAACACAAUCAUUUCAGGAGCAUGAGAAGCGAUGCUGGAGCAUAGACUUUAAUCGGAUGGAUCCUAAAUUACUUGCCUCAGGUUCGGAUGAUGCUAAAGUCAAACUCUGGUCAACCAAUCAGGAGCAAUCAAUCACUAGUUUAGAAGCCAAGGCUAAUGUGUGCUGUGUUAAGUUCAACCCCACCAAGAUGUAUGGUCUAGCCUUUGGAUCAGCAGAUCACUGUGUGCAUUAUUAUGAUCUUCGGCAUCCCAAGCAACCUCUCAACGUCUUCAAAGGUCAUCGGAAAGCCGUCUCAUAUACAAAAUUUGUCAACUCAGAAGAAAUUGUAUCAGCGUCCACAGACAGUCAACUAAAACUUUGGAAUGUUGACAAGCCACAUUGUUUACGGACAUUCCGAGGUCACAUCAACGAGAAGAACUUUGUUGGUUUAACGUCCAAUGAUGAUUACAUAGCGUGUGGCAGUGAGAAUAACUCUCUAUUUGUCUUUUAUAAAGGCCUUUCUAAGCAGAUUCUCACUUUCAAGUUUGACACAGUUAGAAGUCUUAUGGACAAAGAUAAGAAAGAAGAUGAUUCCAAUGAAUUUGUCAGUGCUGUAGCAUGGAGGACAGGUUCCAAUGUGUUAGUAGCAGCAAACAGCCAGGGAACAAUCAAGGUCUUAGAGUUAGUUUGAUGACGGUUCUUUGUCAUUCACAUCAUUGCCUCAUCUCAAGAGAUAUAUUAUUCCACUUCAUUCAUCAACUCUCUGCAAUCUCUUUGUUAUUAUUAAUAAUAAUUCAGAUUCAUUUAUUUUACACCUCUUUAAAAUACACAAAAAUACAUAAAUACAGAUAAAUUCUUAUACAGCAGAACAGAUAUUGACAAGUAAAAAUUAUAAGUAGUCAUAAACAGAUAGUAAAACACAGUAAAUAAGAAUGAUUUCCGCUGUAUGGCAGAUGUGGGGGAAAGACAGAAAGCCAUUGGCCUAUCGAGGUCUAUCCCCCUGAUUACCGUCUUGAAUGACAGGUCUUGGCUCUAUAUACUUCAUUAAGCCCUCAACAUCAAGUUAUAGUCCACCUUAUUCAUCAACUCUCCGCUUUUCCGUUUGUUUGUCCAAAGUAAUGGAAGUAAGUCCUAAACAUAAAGAUAUAGUUCUCUGCAUUCAUCAACUAUAUCCAUUUUGUUUAUUUGUCAAAACAUGAAAGAAUUUUUGAAAGUUGACUCUACAUUCAUCACCCCCUAACAAUGACAUGUAGUCCACUAUUUUUGUUAACUUUCCCCAGUUUUUUGUUUGUUCAAACUAAUGAAGAUACAUGUAUUCGAAGGUCUUUGUUCUGUAUACUUCUUUAAACCCUCAAUAUCAAGAUAUAGUCCACUAUAUUGUUCAGCUCUCCUAUAAUAUAUAUAUCAUUAUCUUGAUAAUAUUGAGAGGACAUUGCUUGACAUUCUUCUUUACUCCCUUAAUAUUGAAAUAUAGUCCGCAACAUUUUGGACUCUCAUAUUCUGUCUGUUUAACGAAGGUUAUGAUAUUGGAAGCGUGUUUAUAGGGUAUUUGUCAUUUAAUGCAAAACUGUUAUGGAAACUAGUAUUGUUAGUAAUCUGGUUAGCUCCUUUACAAUAUCACAUUUGCUUUGGCAACAAUUGUUCCAAUAUAUAGACACACACAGUAAAGUCAAACUUAAAAGCUUAGAAUAACAGUCUUAUUCUUGCACUCUGAACAAGAACCACAUCACAAUGCUAAACCUUAAAAAAUGACAAAUGAGAAUUUAAGAGGAGUGAUUGUUGCAGGAGUAUAUAUGCCAGGCAUCCAAUUCUUUGUCCUUUCAAUUAUCACAGAUUAUUCAAAAUAAAAAUUCAUAUCUGGAAACAGAAUUUGACUGAUUUUAUCUCCAUCACUUCAAGGUCCAUUCGAUACAGAAUACCAAC